CUCUCCUCCGCUGCGGCAGUCACAGUGAGGCCGCGGGAAGCAACAGAGGCCGCUACCGUCGCGUUUUCUCGCUCACAAACAAACGUUCCUCGCAAGUCAGGACGCCAUUCCUUGCUCGACCCAUGCACGCCGGUGUGGGUGACGGAGCUGCUUGGCCUGUUUGUCCUUGUGCUUGUCUGUGCGUGCGUGCGUGCCUCCCAUUAGCUGCCGGCGCGUGUGGUGAUAGCACGGUUAAUAAGGAACGGUGGUAUGGUGUGGGCGGUGCAAGGGUGUGUGUUUGUACGAGUAGUGUUACGUGCAGUGCUCCCAUACCAUCACUGAUACCGUCACCAGGACAGGACCAGUGAAGCACGCCACGCCACACCACGCCCACCACAACGAUACACCGGACGUGCUUAUCAGGUUAUCACUGUCGAUGUCUGGCCCGCACCAUGAAUGAGAAGGAUUGACUGACACUCCAAAGAACCAGCCUACGUUAUCUUGGCCUGUGUUCAAGUGUCCCUGGCGAAGGAAGUGCGUCAUAGGAAAGGAGUCCUUGGGUGGGGAAUCCUCGUGGGCGGCUGUAUCGAUGACCAGGGAGGAUCGUGAUGCAGUGUCUUCAGCCUCACGCCUCCCACACGGCUAGACAAACAAGAGCCUCCCUGCUCCUGUAUCCUGAAGCCCUGAGUCAUGAGCCCUGGGCAUGAUUGGGCUACCUCUGCCUCUAGCUAAGUAAGCGCUCUCCUGGCCCGCCCGGGAUGCCAACCUCACCCUGACGCGAGAACAGAGUCCACAUGGGUUGUCUUCAGCUGAGGCGAUGGCUGUCCUUCCUGCCGGCUGCCUUCGUCGUGUACCUCCUGCUCCACUACCUCGUGUACCAGCCAGACUUGUCCUCGCCACAGCAGUCCCCGCUAAUAGAUGAGGGGUUGGCGCGCCUCAACGAGAGUGUGGUGGGGGUGGCGGGGGGGUCAAGGAGCCUGCAGAGCGGGCCCCGCGUGCUGCCCCCCCUCACCCCCCAAGAGCUGAGCGUCCCCACCCCCUUGAGCGAGGAGCCCCUCCCUGCAGAGGCCAGUCCCGGCGGGCGGCGCCCCGACGCCUCCAGCGGCACCAGCCAGCUGCCAGGCGUGACAGUUAACCAGGGGGCAGCAGCGGCAGCAUCCCAGGCAGCCACAAAUAAAGGCAGUUCCUCAGCAUUAACAUCCUCUUCCUCAUCCCCAUCUUCAUCCAACUCCUCAUCCCCAUCCUCACCCUCGGCUGGGCAGGGUGGAGCAGGGAAUGAGGCUGCACCUCCCAGUCAGUCCCAAGCACAGCCACCACCACAGUCUCAGGCCCCAGCACAGCCCCAGGCCCCACCACAGGCUCCUGAGCAGCCUGUGGUGGUGCAGGGGACAGGCUCAGCACCACAGCCCAAGCAGACGGUGACCAAGAAGACGGCAGUUGUUAAGAAGACCAACAAUGCAGCUUCUGGUUCCUCUGCACUGCUUGCCAUCAACUUCCUCAAAGGCAAACAGAAGCUUGGUGAGCGCUACGAGUCAGGCUUCAGCGUCCCCCACGAGGAGCUGUGCCUGGACAAUGGGAGGGAGUUGAAGGUGCUGGUGCUGAUCACGAGCGCCCCAGACCACCAGAAGCACCGGCUGGCUGUGCGGCAGACCUGGGGCCACUUUGGCGUGCGGCGUGAUGUGGUGCUGGCCUUCAUGGUCGGCCGCACCUUGAACGGCGACACGCAGGCCAACUUGGACCGGGAGAAUGACCUUUAUGGGGACAUCAUCCAGGCUAAUUUCAUCGACCACUACAGCAACCUGACCCUCAAGACCAUCUCUAUGUUCGAGUGGGUCAAGACAUACUGCUCCGAGUCACACUUUGUCCUCAAGACGGACGACGACAUGUUCAUCAACAUGCCGCUGCUCAUCAGCUUUGUAGACUCCAAGAGCACAGAGCAGCGUGUGCUGUACGGCCGCAUGGCCAAGGGAUGGAAGCCCGUCAGGAACAAGAAGAGCAAGUACUACAUCGAUGCCGGCACUUACAGCAGGACCAGGUACCCAGACUUCCUGACGGGGCCGGCCUACCUGUUCACCAGUGAUGUCGUGGAGGACAUUUACCACAAGACGCUGGACACCACCUUCUUCCCGCUGGAGGACGUGCUGGUGACAGGCAUUGUGGGGGAGAGCCUCAGGCUGCGGCGGGUCGGGGAUUCCAGGUUCAGGAACGAGAAGAUCAAGCUGACGGACACCUGCAGCCUUCUCAAAACUGUCUCCAUCCACAUGGUGAAGUAUGAGGAGCAGUUUGACAUUUACAAGAGAACACUGGAUGGCAAGGCCAAGUGUAAGACGGGAGAGCCGGCCACAGCCCGGCGCAGCACCCACCACUGACAGGCGGAGGCUGGCUGGUACGUGCACAAGCUGACAACGUUAUGCUCAAAAACUUCUUUGGCAGUCUGUGAUUCUCCAUUGAUCGUGAUGGAAAGUGUUUGACAUUUUCGCUGACAUCUAGUCCGUGUCUCAUGAAGGACGGGGUGCGGUGCUGCCCGGCGGUGCUGAGUGGUGCUGUGCGGUGCUGCGCUGGGCCGGGCAAAGCUGACUGACCAGUGGAGCUCUGAGCCAAAGAUGUGGCACAACGGCCAUAUUUAUUUGCUUAUCACGUGUGCCAGAGAUGACGCUCAAGGAGUUGUGACUGAAGCAGAGUCUGUGUGUGGACAGUGUUCGUGUUGUCUCGCCUUCUCUCACCCAUUUCAAGAAAUAUUUCACACUCUGUCAUAAGUAUUAAUCAUCCCAGAACUAUUACUACUACUAUACUACCACUACUACUACUACUACAUAGGUACUAAUCUGACUCCUUAACUUAUUUAUUUUGCAUCGUCACCAAGUUCCACAAAGGAUAGGACCCUUCCUCCUUCCCUCCCUCCCUCCCUCCUUUAUGCCUGUGAUCAUAAUUUUAUUUCUGAUUUGCUCACGUUCUUCAGUAUCAUAGUGGUGCUGCUCCACCAGACAGAGCACUGCGAAGCGUUCCUAGCCUAAAGCAAUGCCGAGUUAGUGGCACUAGCUCUGGCAUUGUCAGGAGAACCACAAGAGGGGCGGCCAGCCUGAGACACCCACUGCACUGGUGGUGGUAGGAACCCAACCUUGUGGAAUCAUUCACUCUUUAUUUUAACCAUGCUGUCGUGUAGAGCAGCAUCAUAACCUCUUUUCUGUGAUAAUCAUGGAAAACCUCUUCAUCCUCAUUGUCAGGUGAUGGGAGUGUAGACAAGGGCAGAGUGGCAGUAGAGGUGAUGAUGGUGGUGCUGCUGCCAUGUUCUUCCUUACUGUGGCCUCCUCCUAACCCAGGCCCCUGCAAGGUGUCUGUCCACUCCUCACCUUUGUGCAACUUCAGAAAUAAGAGCCAUGUUUUUUGGAAUCUUAGGCAUUUGUAUAACGUUGGAAAAGUUGGCCAUAGCAAGAGUGUUUUCCUAAGUACUAGUAUUUUUUAUUUUGUUACCAGUUUUUAUUAGCUGUAACUAGGCAGGUAUUUAUUUAUAAAGGUGUGUAUUGAAUCACAAAGAAGCAAAUUUGAAAUAUAUCAAGUUUUAAAAACAAUAAUAGUUAUUAGACCGUAUGUCUUAUUUUUAUUUUAUUUUGUGACUGAAUAGACAGGUUUUUCAAAAUUGCAGUAUUGAGUUUGAACAUCAGAGGCUAAGGUAUUGUAGAUUGUGGCUUGAUACAAAUCUGUUUCCCUGCUACUACUACUGUAAUUCUGUAUACUUCUUGAGAGGAAAUUAAACUACUUUUAGAGCAAGAACAAUGCAUUAUACACUGCUGGUACUUUUUGAUAAACAACAUCGUAGUGUAGAGAAUUGCCAGGGUGAGUCUCGUAAAGUUUUGUAAGUAAUGUUUGUAUUGAACAGUACCGUGGUGGGCUGAGGUGCUUCUCCUAAGUUGUAGUCAAGCAACAUUGAGAAAUUUUUUUCAAAGUAACUUCUUUCCAAUGACAGGAGAUCAAUUUCAAGCUGGUGUAUUUACCAUAUGAAUUACAAUAUCAAAGAAUUUUUUUCAACUUAUGUAUGUAGAUAGAUUCAUUCAUCAUUCCUGUUGAGUAUAUUAUAGUUGUGCCAGCUUUACAUUGUGCAUUUAUGUCUGGCAACACACAGGCCUGCAUUUGUAAACACUUUGGGACCAUCCUGGAAACUAUUUUGAGAGGCAACAGGGUUUUUUUCUUAAAUACCCAUGGGUGUGUGACUUUCUUACUCUAACAUCCUGGCAGUUUUCAUCUCUAAAAAAGAAAAGUGAACAACUAUUAAGGAAAGUAUAAUUUAUUCAGCUAUUAACUCUUCAUGUGUUUUAUCUCUCCAUAAACACACACAGGAUCUUACGUGAAGUGGUGAGGGUGAGUCUCUGAAACAUUUACGAAUGCAGGGCUUACAGUCACGCAUGUUGUGUUGUGUGUUUACGUUUGACAGUUGUUAGUGGAGGUUUCUCGUCUAUGUACCUCAGCAAACCCACCUGUAUUUGAUUCAUCCGCCGCAUCUCGGAACACUGUCGUCCUCCUGUGUAUGAGAUCACCACAGCUUACCCAUACGUCAGCUGCCAAUAGUUUGUUCUCAUACUAGUCAUAUUUUAAAAACACGUAGAAUGUAGAGAUGCUCGUUUUUUUUAAUUAUGUCGCAGAUUUGGAAACUAUUCGCCUUUUCAUUAGUCUGUACAUGAGCUGCUGUUUUCUCAAUAGUCACAGACGGUACUGCUAUUCUUUGUGGUCCGUGUAUUGUGGUCUGUAAUGGUCCAUCCCCUUCAGUGGCAUUUGCUGGAGAGUGUCAGUGCUAGCAGUUGUUUGUAUGCAGAUAAAAGAGAUUCACUGCUGGGAGUAAAAUAAAUUCAAACUUUCUCCCUCCCUUUACAUGCAUUUCAUAAGAGAGGCUCUCCUUUACUGAUGUUUGUAUGUCAGUGAAAUUGAUAUAUUGCAGAGGGUUAAAAUUUUGCUUCCUACCUCCCUCCUGUUACAUGCAUUUCGUUAGAGGGGAUAAAGUAAAAGACAUGCAUCACUGAGGGUUAAAAGAAUAUUGCUUCCUACCUCCUUUUUACAUGCAUUUCAGUACAGGAAGCCAAGUGUGUAGCUUCCUGCCUCCCUCCUAGAGAAUGUAUCAGGUGUUAGGUGCCCACAGCAGGUCCUUUUUAUAUACCGUAAGUUGUGUAGUCACCUUUGAUGAUGCAAACCUGGUUUUAUCACAUGUUAGGUGGGGAGUUCAAUUUCUGCAAGUGGUUGGCCGAUCAGGGUAGCUCAACUGAGGCAUAAAUAUGAUGUAACUUUUGAAGGUUGUGUGAAGAAUAUUAGGAUGAAUUUGAUCUAGUACAAGGAGAUUUAUGAUGAGUUGUCGGUGGCUGCUGUUCAGAUUAUUUAAAGGUAGUUUUGUAAAGGGUAAAGAGAUGGUGGUAAAUUGUGCACACACACACACACACACACACACACACACACACACACACACACACACACACACACACACACACACACACACACACCUUACAGAUUCUAAUGUAUUUAAUGGAUUAUGUUUGUUUUAUAAAUUUAAUAGGUAAAUGAUUUUGCAGCAAGACAUAACAACACUAGCCAGCAAGAGAUACAAGUUAAAAGUAAUAAUUAAAUCACACAUUAAUUUUUAAAGGUAUCAAAUGCGUUUCACUCUGAGUGAAGCAAGCAGGAACAGAGACAGGCAGAGAUAUAAUGUCCUCUCCAUUACAAUAAGUAGUGUGUGGCUAUAAGUGUAACUAAUUCUACUUUACCAGUAACCUCCUUUCCUUCCUUCCUUCCUUCCUUCCCUCCCCCUUGUGUUCCUUACAAUCAUUACCUCCUCUUCAGUGAACUGUGAUUUGCUUCUUUGUGUUUUAUGUAUUUUGCGUACCAAUAUUUUUAGAGGUGCCGGGUGGGGUAGUGAUUUCUUUUAAGCGACGUGGAAGCAGUUCCAUGUGUCUGUCAGUUAUUUAAGCAUUUAAUUGUGUGUGUUUUGUUCUAGGUCUCUUUCAUUGUGUCAUCCUGUGCAGCAAUUUUUUUUUUUUUUUUUUUUUUUUUUUUUACAUGAGUUAUGAUGUCUCAUUUAUGUCUGAAGUGCAUAAGUGAUUGAUGUCACCUGCAUUAUUGUUGUUUUAUGUACUGUCAUUUUGUAACUUUUUUAUUUUAGUUUAAUAUUUUCCAAGAGGUCCUGAAUUUUGUUUGAAUUUCUUGGCAGUGAAUACGAGGUAGUGAUGGACGUUGCACCGAUCUGACGCAUUAUACAGGGAGUUUGAUUUAUACGUGCACUAGGGAAUGUAUAAUGGAACAAAUUUUAAUGAUGUAUACCAUACUGUGUAAUUUGUUGCACAUUUGGCAGCGUUUUGUGUGCUAUCAGGAUCUUGUUCGCUCUUGCAUGUUAAGUGGCAGAUUAAACUUGGUAGUAAGAGCCCUCGUCUUGAGCACUGUGUUGAAGAGAGUGUUGUGAUGAUAGGAAGUCCACCCAUUCUAAAGAGAGCUUUGUAAUCAUUAGGAACCCCAUCCAUUCUGAACAGAGCUUUGUAUUGAUAGGAGACCCACCGAUACUUGUGUUGAGGAAUGUGAGUGAUGUGUCGGAUUACUCACUACAUGUUUUCAUUAUGUUGUCAUAGCAGAGAGUAAAGAAGACUAGAACUGCUACUCUGAGGACAUAAGGAAGAAUGUUGGUGAAUGUAUGCCUUUUGCAUUGUGAUCAGUUAGUUUUUAUUGAAAUAUGUAUGUUCACUACAAAACUAAGAAAAAUUGGGGAGAAAUGCUGGUGAAUGUAUACCUUUACAUUGUGAUCUGUUAAUUUUUAUGGAAAUAUGUGCAGCAGAAAACUUCAGAUUUUUCUUUUUCUUUUUUUCAUAGGAAAUAAAUGCCAAUAAAGUAAUUGUGUUUUGAAAAUAAGGGAAGAAAUUGACAUGGGAAUAGAUAUUGGUGAAUGCAUAUCUUUCCAUUGUGAUCAGUUAUGGUUCUUAUGGAAAUACGUGCAGCAGAAAACUUGGAAAAUGUUUUGUUCCAUUUCAUGGCAGAGAAAGAUGUUAUGGGAGUAGUUGCAGUCAAAGUAUGGAAAGAAAUUUAGAUGAACCUGAACUCUCCCUUGUGAUCAUGUUUGAAAGAAACAAGUGGAGUAAAAAACCAAGACCAAGAAAAUGACAGCAGUGGAAUUAAUUCAGGAGGAAACAUGCUGAAGCGUGUUUAGCCUGAAGUAACAGAGUUAUCAAGAGUGAGGAAGAGUCAGAGAGCUGUGGUCUCCUUUGCUGUUCUACUGUUCCCAUGCAUCUCCCUGGCUGUGGAGUGAGGGGCUCCACGUCACUCUGCUGUUCCCCGUACACUAAGGAUACAAUGAAUUAAAUUAUUGUACAUCAGGAGGUGAGCCUUGUAGUGAGCUGGAAGGCAAUAGCAUCAUCAUGUCACAUGCCAGUCUCUCAGUCCUUCUCUUCAUUGUUGGCUGAGGUUUGGGAAAUUGUUGUUUGCAAGACUGGCACCACAAACCUGAGAAUCAAAAUUCCAUUGCUCACAAAUUGUCAUAAAUCCGUGUCGCUGGGUAAGGUCCCUCAGAUGGCCUGCCCAUUUCCUUGUGCCUUAAAAACCGACAGGGUUUUUAGGUUGUCCAUGAAAAAUAACAAAUUUUUUUUUCAGUCACUUAUUGUUUAUUUUUCUAUGCCAAGUCUGAAGGGGAAGCUCAAGUGUAGAUUGCUCUUUGCUCCAGCUAUGAAGUGUUAGUCUUUCCUUCACAUAUCAUUUCAAAGUACCAUAAAGUGUGGGAAGUAGCAAUAAGAAGUGUGUUUUUGUGAUAUGCAGGAUUCCAGGCCAGCACUUAAUGACCACACCUUGGUGGGAGAGAAGCAUGGAAGGGUACGCUCUGUCUUCAACCUUGCAUUCUUUGUAAAUAGUUUCCUGAUGGUGCUCUUGCCUCCAGCUCACAGACUGCAAGCCUCGCCCUCCUUGGGAUCUAGUGCCUUACAUGGUUAGGAUUAAGUUUCCCAGCUUCACCACUUCUGAUCCCACUCUCAUUCUCAUCUCCCUGUACGAAUGAAUGAACACUUCUUGUUGUAAAUAAAGUAUUAUAUUUUAUAGUAAA
Molecule: messenger RNA, 8032 nt
Organism: Portunus trituberculatus (swimming crab)
Lineage: Eukaryota; Metazoa; Arthropoda; Malacostraca; Decapoda; Portunidae
Product: lactosylceramide 1,3-N-acetyl-beta-D-glucosaminyltransferase-like
Exons: 6
Coding region: 774-2348 (524 amino acids)
Cellular component (GO): membrane
Molecular function (GO): hexosyltransferase activity
Source: RefSeq, a predicted model, not a curated record